UUGCUCAGUGGAAAAGCAGACAAGAAUUUGGUUGUAAAAGAAGUCGAAGGUGUAAAUCAGGUUGUUCCAAACGAGAACAACUCAGAAAGGAUCACAGAUGAAAUCGAGGUAUACCCAGAUCCACAUAACUACCGCCGAUUCUUCUCUACAAUCACUCCUUUCAUCAAUGCCGGAAUUCCAAUCCCAGAUUUCUUGAAGACACCUGUUUAUUACCUGAUGUACUUGCAGUCUGUUACGACAAAGCCUCCGAAAGAGCUCUUUGAAGAGAUUUUGGACUUCUCUUUCAAAUCAAAUUCAAAAAGAUUGGCUUUAGAAGUCUGCAGAGUGGCCAGAUCAUGCAAAUACACACUCGACAUCUCCAAAUAUGUCGAUCUCCCACUUGCUGAUCAGAUUCUCAGUGCGUUUUUGAUGGUGAUUCCAAGAGGAUUUGCAAAUAAUCCAGAAGUUGUGCAGAAAUACGUCAAGAGGAACACUCCAGACAACUUCCUUGAAUACUGCUUCCUACAGUCAGAAGGAGCAAGAAGAAAAGCAACGGCUUUGGUCAGAUUUGAUCCAAGUCACAUCUUAUCUUUGUUUGAGAAGCUGAAUAAGAUCAACAAAGAGCAUAUCUACCUCAUGAUGAACCUUGUUAACAAGAUUUCUUUCAAAGGAGAUGAAAUCUUUUCCACAAUUUUCAGAAUUGUCUCUGCAUCUCGCAAAUCCAGAAAGAAACGAUACCUUUCUUUGAGGCUUCUCUCGAUUUUCCUCAAGAAAUACGGAAAACAAAGCUUAGCAUCCCUUCCUGCCGCCUUAGAAAUCGUUAAAAACACUUUGGAUGAAGCAGAACAAUCAAAAAGUGACAAAAACGAAAAAAGUGACACCCCAGAUCAUCAAAGAGACAUUUCCAAGGAAAAUCAAUCCGUCAUUUUGAGUGAAUUAUGUUUAGUUAUGACAAUUCUCUCAUUUUUGUCCUUCGACAAACCGAUUUCUCAAAGAUUAAGUCAAUUAGUGCCAAUUACAUCUCCUAUGGGCGCUUUCUUAUCUUUGACUUAUUCCAGUGUCACAGCCUACAAAGUCUGGGACCAUCUCGACUAUAUUUUGUCGAGUCCUCUCUCGAGUAUCAGAAUUUUACCUUUCAACAUUGCGAAUGACAUCUUGAGGAGCAACCAUCCUUCAGAUAUAUCCGAUGACGUCAUCAAAAAGCUCCUUACUGUCCAGCCAUUCGUUAAAACUCCGAGUAGAGAAAUGGCAAUCACAACUUUCUGCGAAAACUUGACUCGCCAUGUCCUUCAAGCCUCAAAGAACCCAGAAGGACCAGCGGCCAAUGGCUCCGGAACAGUUACUUCGAUGAAUCUCCGUUAUGUUUCUCAUAAUUCCUUCAAAUUAAUAAAAAGAGAGGCCAACAUGAGUCCUUCUGCGGAUAUCUCGCCAAUGCUGGGCAGGUUCUUCAAGAAUAUCGCAAUGGUUGUGAAUUCCAACUCUUCAAAACUCGAUACAAUUUUGCAUUACGCUGAAUCAUUGUUUUCCUUUGAUUUUGUUGAUACGUAUGCAAUAGAACUGUUUGUACAAACGAGUACUAAAGUUGAUAACACAAAAACAAGCAGCGAAUCAAUGAAAAAUUUCGUUGAAAAAUACGGAAAAUUCAUUGUUUCGCAGAUCUCAGCAACAAUUGCAUAUUCACAAGGAAAAGACUAUGAUUUGGACUUCUACUCCAAGUGUUUGAGGUACCAGUCUUUCUUCCUCGUCACUGCUUUCAUCUGCAAAAUCAAUAAUUUGGACAUUGAAAAAUUUUUGUCUGACAAAGUUGUUUCUGGUCUAGAUUUGACUGAUAUGCAUAAGAGAGUGUUGAAAAUGGCAAGAAAGAAAGAGACAAAGGCUGCUGCAACGAUUCCUGCAUUCUAUAACAAAGAUGACUUCGAUUUCGAACUUCUUCAGAAUGUUUUCGGAAUUUUCCUCGAAAAAGGAAAUGAAGAAAAAGAAAAAGGAGAAGAAACUAUUUCUGUGAAAGAAAGAGCAAUCGAACUCCCUGAAGUAGAAAACAUCGAACCAGCAAACGAAAGCAAAGAAGAAGAAAAUUCUGAAGAAGAAAUCGAAGAAAACAAAGAAACAGUUGAAGAAAACAAAGAAGAAAUUGAAGAAAACAAAGAAGAAAUUGAAGAAAACAAAGAAGAAAUUGAAGAAAACAAAGAAGAAAUUGAAGAAAACAAAAAGAAAUUGAAGAAAACAAAGAAGAAAUUGAAGAAAACAAAGAAGAAUUGA
Messenger RNA from Trichomonas vaginalis G3, 2238 nucleotides. RefSeq lists its product as uncharacterized. The transcript has a single exon. The record is from RefSeq and is a predicted model, not a curated record. Lineage: Eukaryota; Parabasalia; Trichomonadida; Trichomonadidae.